This is a messenger RNA of Brassica rapa (field mustard), 345 nucleotides long. RefSeq lists its product as uncharacterized. NCBI's taxonomy places the organism in Eukaryota, Viridiplantae, Streptophyta, Magnoliopsida, Brassicales, Brassicaceae. The record is from RefSeq and is a predicted model, not a curated record.
AUGGCUAAUGGUGAGAAAAGUGGAGGAGAUAGCAGCAGCGAAGAGGAAGAUCCCAAUGGGAAAGCUGCCAUCAAUUCGAUAGCCACCACCACUUUUUGUUCAUGCUGUUUGCUACCAAGUCUAUCUCUAGUCUUUGUUAAUGCUAAUUGGUUCAUCAAGUUGAUAAUUGUUGCUGGUCAAGACAUGCUUCAAAACCAGGUGAAGAAGCUCUUGAAUGAAAUGGUGGAGAGUACUCUAGACUUUGUGUCAAUGUUCCCGAGGAUGAAGAACCGGAUGGAUAAUGACUGUGGAGUUCGUUUAUUUAAGCGGUGUUCAACUGGCAUCAUCUUUGAUAAUGUUGGUUAG